AGAGGGGCAGUGGCAAUUUGAGGUUCAAACAUCCAAAAAUUUCACAUAUUCCAUCCUUUCCCCCAAAUAAAAACAUUAAUUCCCUAAACCCUCACUAUCCAUACCCUAAGAACCUCCAUUUUUGUGCAUAUACCCUACAAAGCCCUACUCCUUAAGGCCCCAAGGCCUCUCUUUCUCCUCUUUUUCCCUUCGUUUCAGGGUAUUUGAUGAACAAGGCAUUGUCAUUAUCCUCCGCCGCCGCCGCCGGCAAGCGAGUUGCGCCGCUCGUCGGCAAUUUCCAGGGGAGUUUCAACAUGGAGCAAUUCUUCCGCCGGAAAGACAAGGUGGUUUUCGUCAUGGGUGCGACCGGAACGGGUAAAUCCCGAUUGGCUAUCGACUUAGCCACUCGUUUUCCGGCGGAAAUUGUCAACGCCGACAAGAUUCAAGUCUACGAAGGGCUUGACGUUGUCACUAACAAAGUCACCGACGAAGAACGCCGUGGAAUUACUCACCAUUUGUUGGGAUCGAUCGAUCCGUAUACAAAUUUCUCCUCCCAUGAUUUUACCCAUCAUGCUUCUGAUGCAAUUGAAUCGAUUUUGGCACGUGAUCGUCUUCCGAUCAUUGCUGGUGGCUCGAAUUCGUACAUUGAAGCUUUGGUUGAUGAUUAUUCCGAGUUUCGAUUUCGAUAUGAUUUCUGUUUUUUGUGGGUCGAUGUGUCGUUGCCGAUUCUUCAUAAUUUCGUCUCUGAUCGUGUUGAUCAGAUGGUCGAUGGCGGAUUUGUCGGAGAAGUGAGGGAGAUUUUUGAUCCGAAAGGAGAUUAUUCUUAUGGGAUUAAACGAGCCAUCGGAGUACCGGAAUUACACGACUAUUUGAAAGCAGAACGUGACGGCGCCGACGAGAGGACUUUGUCGAUUCUUCUUGAAUUGGCAAUCUCGAAGAUCAAGGACAACACUUGUCUAUUGGCUCUUCGACAAUGGCAGAAGAUUCGUCGCCUUCAAAAUAAACGAAAUUGGAAUCUCCAACGCCUCGACGCCACCGGUGCAUUUUUUACCGAAGGUGGAAACUCCCACCCCGUAUGGGAGAAAAACGUCAUCGAACCUAGCUCGAUGAUCGUAGAUAAAUUCCUCCACGAUGAUACCCGCCAUAUCACCACCACCAUCUUCUCACCGGAGCCGGUCCACCGCGCCGCCGCCGUAAGUCGUUAAAGUGAAGAAAAAAACUGCCUGGACCCCACAGAAUCUACACUCCACAUCAACUCGUUGACACAGUUCCCGCGUUCCACGUGGCAGGCUUCUGGUUUUACCUUUAAAAAAAAGAAUUUGUCUUUUCGGUUUUUUGGGUUUUGGUAAUUUUAUACGAAAAAAAAAACACAAAAAAGAAAAGAAAAACAUAUAAAUAUUACAACUUGGGACUGACAAACGUUGCUGUCAGUUCGUUAAGUACUUACAAUUGGCGGCCGUACAGAUAAGCCGUAAUAUAUUUAAAAAAAAAAAAAAAAAAAAAAACAUUUCUGCUGGCUCCUAAAAAGUUUAAAUAAUUAUUUAAAAAAAAAAAUUGGAGAAUUCUGUGUGAUGCGGCUACAUCAGCUUCAAUGCACCUCUCUCGUUGGCCCUCUAUGAUUGGGUGAUUUUGUGACGUGGGACCCACUCACCCCUUCCCCCUUGUGUAUUACAGCCCUGUUUGUAUGGAGUUUUUGGUCUUUUCACUCCUUUUUGUGUAUCUGUUCGAAACUAAUGAGCUGGA
Cucurbita pepo subsp. pepo (vegetable marrow) is the source of this 1722-nucleotide messenger RNA. Its product is annotated as adenylate isopentenyltransferase 5, chloroplastic. Lineage: Eukaryota; Viridiplantae; Streptophyta; Magnoliopsida; Cucurbitales; Cucurbitaceae. Gene Ontology annotation, molecular function: tRNA dimethylallyltransferase activity. Gene Ontology annotation, biological process: tRNA modification; cytokinin biosynthetic process. The record is from RefSeq and is a predicted model, not a curated record. Gene Ontology annotation, cellular component: mitochondrion.